Fukomys damarensis (Damara mole-rat) is the source of this 2466-nucleotide messenger RNA. It is a transcript of the gene Smg9, whose product is annotated as SMG9 nonsense mediated mRNA decay factor. Gene Ontology annotation, biological process: nuclear-transcribed mRNA catabolic process, nonsense-mediated decay. Lineage: Eukaryota; Metazoa; Chordata; Mammalia; Rodentia; Bathyergidae. The transcript has 14 exons. Bases 343 to 1977 code for a protein of 544 amino acids. The record is from RefSeq and is a predicted model, not a curated record.
CAUCAACGCAUGCUCAGCCUGACCCACUGGCUGGCCUAGCCCGUGGCGCAUGCGCAAGGCCAGAAGCCGGCGAAACCUGAUUUCGGCCUGCCCGCGCGGUACCUCCUCUUCCUCUUCUUCCUUUUUGAGGCUGGCCUUCCUUUAGGUGCCUCUUCCGGGACGCCCAGGCCAGUUCUGAAGUGGCCAGUGUCCUUUUUCCCUGUCUUUCUCACACCCUAGAUUCCCAGACGCCAUUUACUGGCAAGUGGCUUGUUUUGGAACCUCCCUUCCCCCCACCUCGUCCUGUCACCGGAGAGUGCGCGUCGCGCCCCAGGAGCCAAUCAGCAAUCGCUUUAGGCCGCCAUGUCCGAGUCGGGGCACAGCCAGCCUGGGCUUUACGGGAUGGAGCGGCGCCGGCGGUGGAAGGAGCCUGGCACUGGUGGCCCCCAGAAUCUGUCUGGGCCCGGCGGUCGGGAGAGGGACUACAUUGCACCAUGGGAGAGAGAAAGACGGGAUGGCAGUGAAGAGACCAGCACGUCGGUCAUGCAGAAAACCCCCAUCAUCCUCUCGAAACCUCCGGCGGAGCGGUCUAAGCAGCCACUGCCACCAGCUGCCCCUGCUGCGCCGCCAGCUCCAGCCCCUCUGGAGAAGCCCAUCGUCCUCAUGAAGCCACGGGAGGAGGGGAAGGGCCCAGGGGCCGGGACAGGAGCUUCUACCCCUGAGGGCACUGCCCCACCACCCCCUGCAGCCCCUGCACCACCCAAGGGCGAGAAGGAAGGGCAGAGACCCACGCAGCCCGUGUACCAGAUCCAGAACAGGGGCAUGGGCACUGCUGCGCCCACAGCGAUGGACCCUGUUGUGGGCCAGGCCAAACUGCUGCCCCCAGAGCGCAUGAAGCACAGCAUCAAGUUGGUGGAUGACCAGAUGAAUUGGUGCGACAGCGCCAUUGAGUACCUGUUGGAUCAGACUGAUGUGUUGGUGGUUGGUGUCCUGGGCCUCCAGGGGACAGGCAAGUCCAUGGUGAUGUCAUUGUUGUCAGCCAACACUCCCGAGGAAGACCAGAGGGCAUAUGUUUUCCGGGCGCAGAGUGCAGAAAUGAAGGAACGAGGGGGCAACCAGACCAGUGGCAUCGACUUCUUUAUUACCCAAGAGCGGAUUGUUUUCCUGGACACGCAGCCCAUCCUGAGCCCUUCCAUCUUGGACCAUCUCAUCAACAAUGACCGCAAGCUGCCUCCUGAGUACAACCUUCCCCACACCUACGUCGAGAUGCAGCCAAGUCCUGCCAUCCAGAAUCCCAGUCUAGACAGGGAGACCCUCAACUCUGCACCCGCCUGUCCCCCACAGUCACUGCAGAUUGCUGCCUUCCUCUUCACGGUCUGCCACGUGGUGAUUGUCGUCCAGGACUGGUUCACAGACCUCAGUCUGUACAGGUUCCUCCAGACAGCUGAGAUGGUGAAGCCCUCCACCCCGUCCCCCAGCCAUGAGUCCAGCAGCUCGUCGGGCUCCGACGAAGGCACCGAGUACUACCCCCACCUGGUCUUCCUGCAGAACAAAGCUCGCCGGGAGGACUUCUGCCCUCGGAAGCUGAGGCAGAUGCACCUGAUGAUCGACCAGCUCAUGGCGCACUCCCACCUGCGUUACAAGGGUACUCUGUCCAUGUUACAGUGCAACGUCUUCCCGGGACUCCCGCCUGACUUCCUGGACUCUGAGGUCAACUUGUUCCUGGUGCCCUUCAUGGACAGCGACUCGGAGAGUGAGAACUCGCCAAGAGCAGGGCCUGGUUCCAGCCCACUUUUUUCCCUGCUGCCUGGGUACCGUGGCCACCCCAGUUUCCAGUCCUUGGUGAGCAAGCUCCGGAGCCAAGUGAUGUCCAUGGCUCGGCCUCAGCUGUCACAUACGAUCCUCACCGAGAAGAACUGGUUCCACUAUGCUGCCCGCAUCUGGGACGGGGUGAAGAAGUCCUCUGCCCUGGCCGAGUACAGCCGCCUGCUAGCCUGAGGCCGUGGGGAGGAGUGUCGUACAGGAACCUCUUGGGUCCCCGGUGGACAGUGAGGGAGGGCACCUGUCCUUCCCUAGGUGGGCCAGAGAGUGGAGCAGGCCCGAUGGACGAGGGACUGCGACUUCCCGCCCAGAGACACAAGGUGUUCAGGGCCAGGACCCCGCCCUCACAGGGGGCUUGUUGGGGGGACUUUAAGAGAUCCCACCCCCAACCUGGGAUGAGCAGCCCAUCCUAAGUCCCCCGCAGGGACAGGCAGUGGGAGGAGUCUGAAUGGUGGCCAGGAAGCCCAAGCCCCGCCCUGACCUCCCUCCUCAGGGACAGGAACACCGGGCCUCUCUCCCUGGCUGCAAGGUGUUUCCUGUGAGGUGAGGCAGGGUCUGCAGAGCUCGGCGUUGGGGUGGAUCUGGUGUUUUAAAUAAACAGCAUCAUACAAGGCUGUUCUCCUCUCCUCUUCCUUCCCCUCCACCCACAUGCCGCCCCAAGAUGCA